Messenger RNA from Pan troglodytes (chimpanzee), 1797 nucleotides. It is a transcript of the gene TRIM13, whose product is annotated as tripartite motif containing 13. Bases 559 to 1791 code for a protein of 410 amino acids. The transcript has 4 exons. The record is from RefSeq and is a predicted model, not a curated record. Lineage: Eukaryota; Metazoa; Chordata; Mammalia; Primates; Hominidae. Gene Ontology annotation, molecular function: zinc ion binding.
UUUUUUUGUUCCUAAAAAUGCAACGAACAAAAAAAAAAGUACAACAAUCCAAACCCAACCAUCUUAAUUGCACGGCAGCUUAACUGGGAGACUUUCUUCCCGGGCGGCCCCACCCGGGACCGCGCCGCUUCAGUCGAGCCCACCGUCUGGGCAAACGGCGUCCACUUCCCGGAGCCGCUGCCCAGCCUCUGCGGGGGGGCUUUGGGCGCGCGCAGAACUCUGGAAGGGAGAAAAGCCCGCAGCCCGGCCCUCCCCGUCCCAGGCGGCCCGCGCGGGUGGACGGCGGGAGCAGGCGGCGGUUGGAGACGCCGGCAGGAACGCAGUCUCACCACCCGGCUCCCUCCGCCAAGUAGCCUCUAGUUCGUUAGUCAAAACGUGAAAAAAAAGACCUGCUUUGCCCUGGGAAAUAGUAACCCUGCCAAAUACAUCAGCUUGUAGGAGACAGAGAAUAACAGCACCUGGCCGGGUGCAGUGGCUCAGGCCUGUAAUCACAGCACUUUGGGAGGCUGAGGUGGGCGGAUCACCUGAGAUCAGGAGCUCCAGACCAGCCUGGCCAAAAUGGAUGUGAUGGAGCUGCUUGAAGAAGAUCUCACGUGCCCUAUUUGUUGUAGUCUGUUUGAUGAUCCACGGGUUUUGCCUUGCUCCCACAACUUCUGCAAAAAAUGCUUAGAAGGUAUCUUAGAAGGGAGUGUGCGGAAUUCCUUGUGGAGACCAGCUCCAUUCAAGUGUCCUACAUGCCGUAAGGAAACUUCAGCUACUGGAAUUAAUAGCCUGCAGGUUAAUUACUCCCUGAAGGGUAUUGUGGAAAAGUAUAACAAGAUCAAGAUCUCUCCCAAAAUGCCAGUAUGCAAAGGACACUUGGGGCAGCCUCUCAACAUUUUCUGCCUGACUGAUAUGCAGCUGAUUUGUGGGAUCUGUGCUACUUGUGGGGAGCACACCAAACAUGUCUUCUGUUCUAUUGAAGAUGCCUAUGCUCAGGAAAGGGAUGCCUUUGAGUCCCUCUUCCAGAGCUUUGAGACCUGGCGUCGGGGAGAUGCUCUUUCCCGCUUGGAUACCUUGGAAACUAGUAAGAGGAAAUCCCUACAGUUACUGACUAAAGAUUCAGAUAAAGUGAAGGAAUUUUUUGAGAAGUUACAACACACACUGGAUCAAAAGAAGAAUGAAAUUCUGUCUGACUUUGAGACCAUGAAACUUGCUGUUAUGCAAGCAUAUGACCCAGAGAUCAACAAACUCAACACCAUCUUGCAGGAGCAACGGAUGGCCUUUAACAUUGCUGAGGCUUUCAAAGAUGUGUCAGAACCCAUUGUAUUUCUGCAACAGAUGCAGGAGUUUAGAGAGAAAAUCAAAGUAAUCAAGGAAACUCCUUUACCUCCCUCUAAUUUGCCUGCAAGCCCUUUAAUGAAGAACUUUGAUACCAGUCAGUGGGAAGACAUAAAACUAGUCGAUGUGGAUAAACUUUCUUUGCCUCAAGACACUGGCACAUUCAUUAGCAAGAUUCCCUGGAGCUUUUAUAAGUUAUUUUUGCUAAUCCUUCUGCUUGGCCUUGUCAUUGUCUUUGGUCCUACCAUGUUCCUAGAAUGGUCAUUAUUUGAUGACCUGGCAACUUGGAAAGACUGUCUUUCAAACUUCAGUUCCUAUCUGACUAAAACAGCCAAUUUCAUAGAACAAUCAGUUUUUUACUGGGAACAGGUGACAGAUGGGUUUUUCAUUUUCAAUGAAAGAUUCAAGAAUUUUACUUUGGUGGUACUGAACAAUGUGGCAGAAUUUGUGUGCAAAUAUAAACUAUUAUAAAAUCUG